Molecule: messenger RNA, 2040 nt
Organism: Closterium sp. NIES-65
Lineage: Eukaryota; Viridiplantae; Streptophyta; Zygnematophyceae; Desmidiales; Closteriaceae
Source: the annotation of a GenBank genome assembly
AUGGCUGGUGCUUUUCGCCAAUGCUAUUUGCCAAUAGUAUUUAUCGCCAACGUUUUUUCGCCUAACUCGCCCACCUCCCGCGGUGCAUUUCAACCCUGCGAUUUCGCCACGUCGCAGGCCGUCCAUGUCAUCACGGAGCUAUGCGAAGGAGGCGACCUGUUUAAUCUCCUUGUAAUCAACGGCCGAUUCCCGGAGCGCACGGUGUCGCACGUGGUUAAGACGGUCGCCGAGGCGCUCGUUGCCUUCGAGCGCGUCGGCCUCGUGCAUAGAGACUUGAAGCUCGAAAACAUCUUCGUUUCCGAGAUAGCUAUCAAUUUCCCUCGCCCUUCAGUCCACUCCUCCCGCCCUUCAGUCAACUCGCCCCGCCCAUCAGCCAACCCGAAACCAGGGGGAGUAAGCUCUAAUGGAGGAGGAGGGAAUAAGAAUGGAAGGGGAAAUAAGCGAGGCGGGUGGAGUAAGGGGAACUGCACUAGAGACGAUAUUCCGAGCCCAAAGGCUGAUGCACAGGCUGAUAUACAGUCUGAUUCGAAUUCCGUCUUACGUAUUGAAAUACCUAAAAGGGCAGCAGCAGAAAUAGCAUCAACAUGGAGGGCAGGAUCAGCAGCAGCAGCAGCAGCAGCAGCAGCAGGAGCAAGAGCAGGGCCAGGGGAGAGGCCAGGAGCAGCAGGAGCAGGGGCAGGGGCAGCAGGGAGGGCAGGAACAGCACCAGGAGCAGCAGGGAGGGCAGGAGCAGGAGCAGGAACAGCAGCAGCAGGAGCAGGAGCAGGAGCAGCAGGGAGGGCAGGAGCAGGAGCAGGAACAGCAGCAGCAGGAGCAGGAGCAGGAACAGCAGCAGCAGGAGCAGGAGCAGGAACAGCAGCAGCAGGAGCAGGAGCAGGAACAGCAGCAGCAGGAGCAGCAGCAGGGAGGGCAGGAGCAGGAGCAGCAGGGAGGGCAGGAGCAGGAGCAGCAGGGAGGGCAGGGCCAGGAGCAGCAGAGAGAACAGGACCAGAAGCAAGAGCAGCAGCAGAAGUCCCUCCUGGUUGGCCAUUCCUCAGAUCUGCUUCUGACAGAGCUGCCAUGCAGCAUCAGAGUAGCCGGAUUUCUAGAGUCUUCCGCAAGUCAGCUUCCAUGCCUGCCGAAAGGAUAUCCCACGGCUCUAGGGUGCGUUCCGACCCUCUGAAACCGCGACUGGAAUCGACUCCGGGGUCGACUCAAAAGCUCUUUAUGGAUGCAGCUAGAGCUCAAGAGGACCCUCCUACGCCCCCCAUUGACUCCACUCCGGAGUUGCCUCAAAGACCCUUCAUGAAUUCGCACAUGGACUCGAGCAAGAAUUCCAACAUGGAUCCGAACAAGGAUGCGAGCAAGCUAUCCAAGAAUUUGGACAUGCAUUCGAGCAUAGAUUCGAACAUGAACAUGCCAUCCAAGUUACCCGAACCGGAUCCUGCUUCCAUGACCGAGUCACCUCAGAACGCAGAUGGUACGAAAGACAGGAAGACUUGUACAUGCAUCCGGGUCUCCUCUGGUGCAUCCAGUUUCCUGCCGGACCUCGCCCAUGCUGCGCCCACGACCACGCUAACUGGUACCCUCAAUGCUAACCAGGGUGCACCCAGGUCCACCCUACGUAAUAAGAAGACAGCACCGAAACCACCCAAGUCCAAUCUGCACCACCUGCACACCUCCUCGCAUUGUCUGCCGGAUAAACCGUCACUGGAGCAAUCAGCAGUAAUACCCUCCGGAACGCUUGUGGAGAAGCCUCUUCCUGCUGGACGCUCGGUGCGAAUGAUUAUGGGCCACACGAUUCAGCAGCCGGGGGGGAUCAACGCCACUUGUAAAGGGAAGGCUAUUAGAGUGGAUGUUGGGAUGUCAGAGGGGUGCGGAGGGGCAGAAGCGGAAAUUUUGGAGAUUCGGAAGGAUAGAGAGGUGUGGGUGGUGCGGGCAGCAGAGGAAGCUGCUGGGAAGCCUGCUAAAGCGCAUGUGCUGGCUGGGACUGAAGUGCCUGUAGAUAAGCACGGGUUCUGGCGGAAGCUGAGGGAAGCAAUGGUAACAAGAGUGGCAUAA